GGCAGGUCCUCCUCUCUCUAUCUCACACACAUGCCCAGGCAGCAUCACACUCACUCAGACUCAGACUGCAAUUCUUGUAUACGGUGCACACAGCAACAGCUUUCCCCAUUCAGACUACCUGGACUGUACGAGGAGAUAGCUGAGGAAAUAGCAGAAGAGUUUUCCACUGGGCAGGCAGGGCGUUUCCAACACUGAGGAUAACCACGUCAUCCCCGGUGACAGGCUGAAGGCACGGCUAGCAGCUCUGCAGCAUCACAGCAGCACAGUGUGCAGUCGGUCGCUUAGCUACGUGAGGAACCAACAUGCGCUCCCGAAGCAGCAGCCUGGAGGAUGUCACCAAGGUCAAGUUGGCCAAAGAAGAACCCUCUGGGCGACCAGAACGCCGGAGUCGCCACCGGGAGCCGCCCGAUGACACCGGCACCAUCCAGCGAAACCACAAGACCACCAAGAUUUGUGGCAGCGGUACUGCAAAGGGGGUGCGCAGGGAGAAGACUAGAGACCUUUCGCGUGAUGAUCUGGUCUUCUUGCUGAGCUUGCUGGAGGGAGAGCUGCAGGCUAGAGAUGAGGUGAUCACUGUGUUGAAGGCAGAAAAAAUUGAUCUGGCCCUCCUGGAAGCCAAAUAUGGGUUUGUCACGCCACCUAAAGUGCUGCAGGCUCUGCAGCGGGAUGCCAUACAGGGCAAAACUGACGGCUUACAAGAAGACAUCUAUGAGCAGCCCAUGGUGGAGCUUGACAAGCUGGUGGAAAAGCAGAGGGAGACGUACCGCCGCAUGCUGGAGCAGCUGCUGAUGGUGGAGCAGGCCCACAAGCAGGCCCUGCAUAAAAUGGCGGACGAGAAGCGCAACCACGGCGACUUUAUGAAGAAGAGCGACGAGUUUACCAAUCUGCUGGAGCAAGAGCGAGAGAGAUUGAAGCUGUUAAUAGAUCAGGAAAAGGCCUACCAAGAACGCAAGGACCAAGAAAACAACAAAAAGGUCGCAAGCCUGAAAGAAGAGCUGACAAAAGUCAAGUCUUUUGCUUUGAUGGUAGUAGAUGAACAGCAACGUCUCAACGAGCAGCUGAAUCAACAGACAGCCAAGGUCCAACAGCUAAGCACUUGCAAUAGACAAGUUCAGGAGGAGCUGAGCUUGGCCAACACAAACCUGCAGGAAGAGACGCAGAAGGUUUGCCGCCUGGAGGUGGAGCUGCGUGAUUCCAUCAGUCGACACCAUCAAGAGCAGGAGACCAUUAUGGCCAAGCUGACAAGUGAGGAUGCACAGAAUCGGCAGUUACGUCAGAAGCUGUCCGCACUGAGCCGGCAGCUUGAUGAACUGGAGGAUACCAACAAGACACUGCGUCGAGCAGAGGAAGAGCUGCAGGAGCUAAGAGACAAAAUUAGCCGCGGUGAAUGUGGAAACUCCAGCUUCAUGUCAGAGCUGGAGGAGUUACGGAAAAGAGUGCUUGAAAUGGAGGGAAAGGAUGAAGAACUGAUUCGCAUGGAGGACCAUUGCAAAGACCUCAACAAGAAAUUGGAAAAAGAAGCCAGCCAGAGUGACAGUUUGAAAGCUGAAGUUGAUAAACUGAAUCACAGACUAAUAGAGUUGGAAAAACUCGAGGAUGCAUUCAGUGAGAGUAAACAGGAAUGCACCUCACUAAAAAGUAACCUUGAGAGGGAAAGGACUGUGUCAAAGGCUCUCUCUGGUGAACUGGAAUCAUUGAAAGCUCAAGUUAAAGACCUUGAGUGUGCUGAAAAGCAGCUAGAGAAGACAGAGUUGUCAUUGAAGGAGGAUCUUACCAAGCUAAAGACACUGACAGUCAUGUUGGUUGACGAGAGGAAGGCCAUGACAGAGAAGCUCAAGCAGAUGGAGAACAAGGUACAAAACAGCACAGGUAAACUUCAGGCAGAACAGGAUAAGGUUACAACAGUCACAGAAAAACUCAUUGAAGAGAGCAAGAAAGCUCUGAGGUCAAAGACUGAACUGGAGGAGAAGAUGUGCGAUGCCAAGAGGGAGCGGGAUGAACUGAAGGCUAAACUAAGGGAUGAGGAGGAGAAGAACAUCGAUUUGGAGUCAAAAAUCAAUAUGAUGAAAAAAAGGUUGCAAUCACUAGAAACUAUCGAAAGAGACUUUUUAAAGAGCAAAAUCAAAGAGGAGCAUGUAAAAACACCCAUAACCAACCGCUUCCAACAAGAGGACAACAAAGUCAAAGACUUGACCCAAGAGGUUGAGCGCCUUCGACGGAAACUCAAAGAUGUAAGGGUUGUAGAUGGUGGCUUAUCAAAAAAAGAGGAGCAGGAUUCCCUGGAAAAGAGAUUCACGAAUGAACAGGAAAAAGCCAAGGCUUUGAUGAAGGAGCUAGAAAUGUCCAGAAAGGAACUUUCCACAUAUCAGCUAGCAGAGAAGAAUGAGACUAACCAAGAACAUAUUAUGUUCAAACGCCUGAAAGAAGAAGAGGCGAGGUCCAGUCAUUUGGCACAGGAAGUUGCGGCCCUCAAAGAGAAGAUCCAUGAAUACAUGGGACAAGAGGAGUCCCUAUGCCGCAUGAGGACAGACCAAACGACUUUGCGAAGGAAGCUUACCCAACAGGAAGUAAGAAACAAAGAACUGGCUCGAGAGAUGGAGACGCUCACUAGGGAGCUUGAACGAUAUCGAAGAUUUAGCAAAAGUUUGCGCCCUGGCAUGAAUGGAAGGCGCUUUUCAGAUUUGCACCUUGCCACCAAAGAGGUCCAGACUGAGCCUGAUGACCUCUUGACUGAGGUGCCAUUAGAACAUUUCAUUCAUAAUGGGAAGCUGCGUGACAAGGGUAAAUCUGAGGACUACGAGAUAUACAACAAAUGUGGUCCCUCCCUCGUAAAUACAAUCAAUAACCUCAAUAACAACAUGAAAAGAGUCCCGUGUGCUACAUCCAAUGAGGGUCCUCCCCAGCUCAAGGGCAAAUUACAGCAACGACCAAGUAGUAACUAUGUACAGGCUGGAGAUGUGUUAUUGACACACAGUCCUGGCCAGCCUCUGCAGAUUAAAGUGACACCAGAACACGGACACAAUACAGCAACGCUUGAGAUCACCAACCCAGCCGCAGAGAACACACCGUCCUUUACCAGCACUGCCAUCAUACCCACAAGUGGAGGCCCACCUAAACAGAGAAUUACCAUCAUCCAGAACACAGCCAUUUCCCCCACUGCAAAAUGUGCAGGUUCACCAAUAUCAGACAGGCCUUGCUCGCCAGAAAUGGUGCUCUCUCCUCUCAACAUGACAGCAUAUUCCAGAGCUCUGACCCCGGACUCUUGCAGCUCUCUCACCCCCGACAGAGCUAUGUCUCCUAUCCAAAUUCUUUCCGUCACAACAGGUACCCCUGACCGGACUGCCUCAGCAGAGCCGGUUGAGGUCGCCGGAGGGCAUGCCAUCUUCCAUGUGAGCCCUGAGAGGCAGAAUGGCUGGAAGGUGCAGCGGUCCAACAGCUCCGGGCCAAACGUCAUCACCACAGAGGACAACAAAAUUCACAUUCACUUAGGAAGCCCCUUUAUUCAGAGUGUCGGUUCGCCAGCUCAGAAGGAGCAGAGAAUUGUUAACGGCAACAUUGCAACCCCCAAAAGCAAGGGUAAAGUCAUGAGUAGUAUCAUGAUUAAGCCCACCGCCGCUCAAACCCAACGGCAGUCACAGAUUACAAUACCUCAAGAAUCAUUCCGACGCCCAGGGCCGACACGGAUCCCCAAACCAAAGGGCUUCACGUCUAUUAAAGGGACAAUUGGCAAUGGGACAUUGCAGAUUAAGAGCCAGUUAUUGCACACUCCUCUCAGCAGUGGCAAAGACCAGGCUGGUCAUGCACAGAGAACCAACAACAACAAUCCAAACCUCGCUAACCGCAGACUUUAGUCUAAUGUGAUGGAUGAAUAAAAAAUGAAAGUUGACAUGUGUUGCAGGAGGUCAACUUGUAUUAUGUUUAACAAUCUGAGGACUGCAGAAGAAAAGUACAGUAUACUGUAACUGCUUUAGUUUAGUUAUCAUGUCAGCAUCACUGCAACACAGUUGGAGAGUCAUAGAAAAGCUACUUGCUAUAAAGCUGUAUGCUGAGGGCAUUUGUAUUUAUUAUGUUUUUUUAAUUUUAUUUUUAUUAUCACUGACAAUACAUUCAAAAAGAGAACAAACACGAUUUUUUUUUAAACUAAUGGCAAUAAAUGUACUGAAUGUGUAAAACAAUUGAUGGUAAAAUGUAGCUGCUGCACACUUUUAGACUGUAAACAUUUGCCCCCCCCAAUAAAAUCUUUUUAUACUGAAAUAUAGGCCUCAAAUUCAUCAUCAAGAAAAAAACCCAUGUUCUCAUUUCAUGUUACAGCACUAUUAUUAAAAUGAACAUAUCCAGUAAAUGUGAAUACUUCAAUGCGAGUUUACUGUUUCCCAGGCUGAAAGCACCCUGUCAAUUCCCACUCAGGUAGUUGUUUGUCUGCUUGUGGACACUAACUUUGAAGUUCUACUACUUCGUUACUUGUGAAGCGAUCGUCUUGAAACUUGGUAGCUAUGUAGCAUGGGGCCGGUAUUUAGCGAUCCUCUGAGCCCGAUUUUUUCCCCUGUAAAUAUCAGGGCUGAUCAAUUAAUUGCUGACUUAAUGUUGCCUGUACAUUAUGAGUUGAGGGCAUGCCUUCAGCCUGUAGUUUGCUGUAGACCACUUGUGUAUUCUUACUACUGUGUAUUUGGA
Molecule: messenger RNA, 4671 nt
Organism: Corythoichthys intestinalis (scribbled pipefish)
Lineage: Eukaryota; Metazoa; Chordata; Actinopteri; Syngnathiformes; Syngnathidae
Gene: filip1l
Product: filamin A interacting protein 1-like
Exons: 6
Coding region: 303-3851 (1182 amino acids)
Source: RefSeq, a predicted model, not a curated record